AUGGAAAUUCUAUACGUCAUUGUUAUGACUGUUUUGAUGGGCAAUGAAGCAUAUGAACAAAAGUCAACAACCCCAAGGAGUACACAAGUCAACCAGUGUGGCUUAGAUAAAUCACCGAUUAAAGUUGUUUAUGAGGGAGAGGCGAAAAUAGAAACGUACCCAUGGUUGGGAACACUCUUCUAUACUUCUAGAGAAAAGAAAUAUUCAACAUCUGUGAUUCUAGUGGCUCAACAGAUUGUGAUCGGUUCAGCUAUGGAUAUUGAUCGAUUACCGAAAAACGAUUUCAGAUCCCGCGCGAGAGUAGUAUUAGGACACAAUUGUACAAGACCUGGUAUAAGAAUAAAGGAUUACAGUUACCAUCCGCACUUCAACAAGGCUUCAUACAGCUCUUUAGCUCUGAUACAGCUGGAAACGAAUUUUAGAUCAAAUGAUUUACAUCCUGUUUGCGCUCCGCCAAAAUACUUGGAAAAACCGCGUUUUUAUACGCUUGUUUUAUGUGAUGACUGCAAGAAUUCAAAGGUUAAAAUAUAUGAAAUGACUUACGUCAAUUCGAACCAGUGUAAAGAAUACUAUAGAAAGGCAGAGCUGGAUGUGAAAAAAAUAUGGCCAACGGAUACGAUUUGCGCUAAGGCACGGACUGGCAAAAAGUGUAUUUGGCGAAAUGGGGUGAUGUUGCUCUUACGGCAGAAGAAUAAAUGGAGUUUGAUAGGUAUCGGCGUCCAUGGGCCAGGUUGCGGUGCACCAGCUAGAUUUCUGGACUACGCUCACCACAAAGGCUGGGUGAGAAACAACUUACUCAGAAUUGGAAGACCUACUGUCACGAGGUAUUCAAGGAACGAGAUAAUAUUGAGGAGAACUCUCUCGAACGUUCAAAGAUUCGGACCUUGUGAUCCUGAAGAAACGAAACAGGAACUUUUCACAGACCGCACAAGUGUCCAAAAAUAUCCUACAACAAAAUACCAACGUGCCAGUUACAAUUUCACAGUAUACGCAAAUCUAGAAUACUCGUGCGUUGUAUUUCGAGUGUUCCAUUUUUACCAGCGGGACGUGAUAAGAGAUCUGCCGUAUAUUUAUCUCAAUCGAUGGUGUAGAGCGUCGGAACCGAUCUGCUACUCGUUCCAAUUCCUACAGAUUGACUUCUCAGUGGAGAUAUGGUUCAGGGAGUCUGUUACGUACCACGUGGCGGCGUACGGCAAAGAAGUUAGGUUGGUUGAUAUAAAGAAAGUCACAGCUAGGGUCAACCAAAGGAAGCCGUUGGUUGAAGUAGUUAUGGUCGAAGAUGCCACGGAGAAAGCUAAUACCAAUGAAACCUUGAAAACAACUUAA
Messenger RNA from Danaus plexippus (monarch butterfly), 1326 nucleotides. RefSeq lists its product as uncharacterized. The transcript is spliced from 10 exons. The coding region runs from base 1 to 1326 and encodes 441 amino acids. Gene Ontology annotation, biological process: proteolysis. Gene Ontology annotation, molecular function: serine-type endopeptidase activity. Lineage: Eukaryota; Metazoa; Arthropoda; Insecta; Lepidoptera; Nymphalidae. The record is from RefSeq and is a predicted model, not a curated record.